Molecule: messenger RNA, 933 nt
Organism: Phyllotreta striolata
Lineage: Eukaryota; Metazoa; Arthropoda; Insecta; Coleoptera; Chrysomelidae
Source: the annotation of a GenBank genome assembly
GUAGGUUAUGUUUAAAUAAACAAAUUUUAUAUAUUUUAUCAUUAAAAAACCACUGCAAUGGAUCCGGACGCGCCGUCUCCGAAACGAUCGAGCAAAAAAUCCAAAUCGAAGCGCUCCAAAGUGGUCCUGUCGGAGGACUCCUCCAACGAUCUAGUGAUCGUCGACGAGGGCGUUCCGGCGAAGAGCAAACCCCCCGUCACGUCCAAGAACUCCCCGAUCCCCUCGAGCUCUUCGAACGCCGGUAAAAAGCGCAAGAAACGCGACAGCGCCUCCAGCGACGAGGAACGCUGGUUAACCGCCAUAGAAUCCGGUAAAUUAGAGGAUGUCGACGACGAAUUGAAGAAAAUCAAGCCCAAAGAUCCUGCCCUAAUGACAGCGAGGCAGAGGGCCAUGUACGAUCGAGCAGGCGAAGGCGCUUCGAACGUUUCUACGCCUACUCUGAUGUCUCUACCGACCGGUUAUAAAGAAAAAGUGAUGACGGCCGAAGCCAUUCAAAAAGCGGCCAUAAAAUCGUUGAAACGCAAACAACUAGCCGACGAGAAGCGCGAGAAGGACAAGAAGAAAACGAUGGAGAGGCUGCUGAAGAAGCAAGACUCGAAAUCCGGGAAGCAAUCGAAACCUAAGACAGUUCGAACUUCGGUGCCUUGUAUUUUGUACAAACAGAGCUUCGGGGAGACGAUUAUGGCGAUUCCGGAGGGAUACGAUUAUCCUCUGAGGCCCCAAAAGGCUCGCAAACCGUUCAAGACAGUUUACUGUAGCAUGGGUUGUGGAAACGUUAAGAAAUAUUCGUGUUCUCGGACGGGAGUGCCCCUGUGUAGUUUAGACUGUUACAAAAAUAAUAUAUCUAGAGUAAUAUCUUAAUUAAAUAGAGGAGUAAUAGAAAUGUUCUGAAUAGUAGAAGAAACGAAGUAAAUAUGUUAUAUUAUUUAGCAA